Aspergillus vadensis CBS 113365 is the source of this 3222-nucleotide messenger RNA. Its product is annotated as putative kinesin family protein (KipA). NCBI's taxonomy places the organism in Eukaryota, Fungi, Ascomycota, Eurotiomycetes, Eurotiales, Aspergillaceae. The transcript is spliced from 5 exons. Bases 1 to 3222 code for a protein of 1073 amino acids. Gene Ontology annotation, biological process: microtubule-based movement; protein phosphorylation. Gene Ontology annotation, molecular function: protein kinase activity; microtubule motor activity; ATP binding. The record is from RefSeq and is a predicted model, not a curated record.
AUGGCGGUUUCGCCUUUGGUCCCCCACGCUUCAUCAGUUGCAGCUCCAAGCUCAAAUGCAGGCAAUAAAUUCGAGAAUGAGUCUGGCACCAACUCACCCAACAAGACGAAUCACUCAUCGUCGCCCCAGCGCAUGAAGAACUCUGACCGUGAAAUCACGGAGCAACUUAACGACGAUGUGAGGCACAAGUACAUAAAAGAUAAGAAGUUGGGUGAGGGAACUUAUGCUGUAGUGUUUCUCGGACACCUCCGCACCGACCCAUCGUCAUUUGUUGCAAUAAAGAAGAUUAAGGUCAAUGCUGAAUACAAGGAUGGACUUUCUAUGGACGCUAUCCGAGAGGUAAAAUAUCUCCAAGAGCUUUCUCAUCCGAAUAUAAUUGCACUCCACGAUGUGUUCUCGUCCAAGGAUCAAAACCUCAAUUUGGUUCUUGAAUACUUGCCACGCGGUGAUCUUGAAAUGCUCAUCAGGGAUAGCAAUAUUCAUUACGGUGCCGCUGAUGUCAAAGCCUGGAUGGGCAUGCUUGCCAGGGGUGUUUGGUUCUGUCAUGAAAAUUACAUCCUGCACCGAGAUAUCAAGCCAAACAAUCUUCUAGUCGCCGCUGACGGCGAGGUCAAGCUGGCAGAUUUCGGUUUGGCCAGGUCUUUCGCUGAUCCAUACUUGAAUAUGACACACCAGGUGAUCACACGCUGGUAUCGACCCCCCGAGCUGCUUUUCGGUGCGCGACAGUAUUCUGGAGCUGUCGACGUUUGGUCCAUGGGAAUGGUGUUUGCUGAACUCCUUCUACGGGUUCCAUUUGUCGCAGGGAAUUCAGACUUGGAUCAAAUCUCCAAGAUUUGCGAAGCCUUCGGGACACCAACUGAGGAGAACUGGCCAGGCUAUACGCGAGAUGCGGAAGGCUCCCCUUCACAAAGCAGGAGCUCAUCUGCGCAAGGAUCUUACUCAACUAGUGCAACUACGUUUGAAGAUGCCGAUGAAGGCGUACCAAAGUCAAACUCCAGGCCGAAAGAGACAAAGGGAAAUGUCAUCGUGAGCGUCCGAGUACGCCCUGAUGUCAAUGGUGCCGAAGCCGCAAAGACCCCUGAAUGGUCAGUAGAUGGGAGGCACGGCCUCAUCUCUUAUCACGGAAAGGAGGGCGGUGAUUAUUCGUUUGAUAACGUGUUCUCCCCUCAUGAACAUAACGCGAAGAUUUACGACUCUGCAGCGAAACGUCUAGUGAGGCGGGUAAUGGAAGGAUAUCAUGGUACAGUCUUCGCUUACGGCAUGACUGGUACUGGCAAGACGUUUUCCAUGCAAGGAACCGCAACCUCCCCGGGAGUGAUACCUUUGGCAAUAACGGACAUAUUCUCCUUCAUUAGGGAAACACCACAUCGAGAGUUCUUGUUGCGUGUCAGCUAUCUGGAGAUAUACAAUGAGAAAAUUCACGAUCUGCUGUCAGCCUCGGUAUCUGGCGGGACCGCUGCCCCUCAACAGGAGGAAAUUAAGCUCCGCGAAGACAGCAAACGUGGUGUAUAUGCCACGCCACUGAAAGAAGAGAUUGUUCAAAGCCCGACACAGCUUCUCCGUGUGAUCGCGAGGGGCGACCAUGCUAGACGGACCGGUAGCACGCAGUUUAACUCUCGCAGCUCUCGAAGUCACGCGGUUGUUCAAAUUGUUGUCGAGAGCAGGGAACGAGUGCCUGCCGGAGCCUCUCAAGAUAGACGGUCAGGCUUGGUCCCAGGUGGAGUUCGAGUGUCGACGCUGAGUCUAAUCGAUCUUGCUGGUUCAGAGCGCGCUGCUGAGGACAAGGAACGGCGCACGGAAGGUGCCCAUAUUAACAAAAGCCUGCUUACUUUGGGAACUAUUAUCUCUAAACUAUCGGAGGCAAGAGAAAAGACCGGCAACCCAACUGAUAAAGAGGGGAAACACCUUCCAUAUCGAGACAGCAAACUCACGAGAUUACUGCAGCCUGCUUUGUCAGGGAACUCAUUGGUCAGUAUUCUUUGCACCGUUCAGCUAGGAGGGACAGCCAAGUCUCAUUCCGGCGAAACGCUCAACACCUUGAAAUUCGCAGCUCGAGCCAAGAACAGCAUUGUCAGUCAUGCUAAACGCGCGGAGGAAGCAUUUGGUAGUGGUGGAGGUGAUGCUGGAAGCAGAGUUCUCCUGGAGCGGUACCGUAUGGAGAUUCAGACGCUCCGUAACCAGUUAGAGAGUCAGACCAAGGCCCAAGCUGAGAAGGAACUGAAGCUGGAAGAGCAGCAGCUCGAAAAAGAAGCACAGGCACGCCACGAAGAGCAAAUGCUUGAAAUGCAACUGGCUCGGACGGCAUUAAAGGAAAGGAUCGAGCAUUUGAAUCGUCUGAUUCUAUGUUCAAAGUCUACUGGUGUAAAUACCUAUGGAAGCAUAUCCGCUCUUGGUCGCCUUUCAAGGAUGUCGGCUACCGAAACUGGAUCUCGAUCUUUGCGUUCGUCACUCAGCCAGUCUACAUUAGGCGCAUAUGGGCACUCGUCGCUCCGACCAGUCUCCUUUCUUUCCGUUAACAGCAGUGAUUACCCCAGUAAUCAACCGUUCUCAAAUGGUCAUCUUGGGAAUGAAGAUGAGGAUGAUUUUAUUGGCGAAUUUGCGGAUGGAAAAGCAAGCGCCCAAAGACAAAUCGCAGCCCUUCAGGCCGACCUCAACGACAAGAAUCGCUAUAUCUCUACGCUAGAGCGGCGGCUUCUGCAAGCACGGCGGUCCAGUCAUUCCCGCAUGUCCAUAGGUGUGAAGGCUGGAGGCACUACUUCUGACGCCCCUGAUGUACUAGCUCUUUUACGGGAGAAGGACAUGGAGAUCAAUGAGCUUCGUCUACAACUAGACGAUAAAGACCGGAUGCUUGCUGCCCUUCGUUCUGCUGCUCGACAUCGAGAUCUUGCCCAUUCAGCAGCCGACUCCUUCGUGUCAGACACAAAAGAUAGACCCGGGCGUCAGGAACAUCAACCCGAUGGCGAUGACCCAGCGGCUUAUGACUCGGCCGUUGGUCUCUGUUCACCACUCAAAGAGGAUGAAAUGGAAGAAAAGAGGCGUGGCAUGGACGACGUGUCACGCAUUUUGGACGAGAUGUUACAGGACCGCCUUGAGAGUGGGCACCUCAUCAAGGGCUCUCGUGGGAGUGUUCGCGUUGCCGCAGAAAGUCGGCGGGCAUCUGAAUCCAUGCCCGGUUUGCCAGGGUUGAGCACGGGCACUACGGAUUUGGCAAGCUCUGGCUAA